AUGACUUCCACGAUAAGCUUUGUUUACUUAAAGGAGAACCGACAGGCUUCCAAAAUAUGGAAAGUUGAAAUUCUAUCUGCUGGUCCGACUGUAGUCAUAUGUAGUUUCUGCUAUAACCUAGUAGUACUAAUUAUAAAAGCAGUGCUUGUGGUGCUAUCUGUUAUCUUGGUUAUUGUACAUUUUAGUCGAAAGGAGGCUAAAAAGGGGGGUAACGUGUAUUGGGUGAUAAAUGUGAUAUUAAUUCUCAUCGGACUUGUGUGCCUUGUCCUUGCUAUAAUACAGAUAUUGUAUGUGGAAAGUGUUAUAGCUUGUCCUGACCUAACUCUGUGUUUGGAUAAAGCUGGACAUGAUGCAGCUAUAGCUUUUAUUGUCCUCGGAUUCAUAGCAGCUAUAGUUUGUAUCGUUUUGUUUGUAAUAAGAAUAAAACAAAGAGAUCAAAGCAAAGAAACAAAUGAGACAGAAAUGAAACCAAACUCGGAGAAGGAAGUGAACGGAACUCCUCGACCGCUGCCUGUGCCUAAAAACUCUUAAAACUCUCAUUUUACAACUGUGAUUCUGAAACAUUUUAUACAUGAAUUUAUUAUCUGAUUUAAAUAUUUUGUAGGCAUAUUUUAUUUAAUCAUGCUUGGUACUUCUCAACAGGCCUCAUUUGAAUUACUUUUAUUUUUUUGGUUCAGUACACCAUUCAGCAUUUAUUUAAUGAUUAGAAUGUAUACCCAAAUACGAAUUUUUCAUCACAUGAAAUAUCUACACGUAGGAAUAAUAAUCCUGAAUAUGCUAUUCACAAGUAUAUGCUUACUGUACAGGGUAAAGCAGCUUUGAGAGGUAUAUACGUGAUAUUAUGUACAUAGUAUUCAAUAAACUAUCCUAUAGUCUGUCAAAGAUAUGCGAUCUCGAAAAGCAUCAAAAUUAACACAAAAAAUAAGUCGAAAUUGAUUAUCAUUACAGACAUUAAGCAAGAUCAUUCUUUCGUAUUAGGCCAUCAUUUGUGUCCCAUAAAAUUUGUUUGUUUAACAUAUUCUAUUUCAUUCUAUUCUACUUAUGUGUGUAGUGUUAUCAUUUUUGUGAAUAUAAUUUAUGAAAUUUAUUAUGCCUAUAUAAUAAGAAAUCAAGCUCGUGAGAUGCCUUGUGCAUAAGUGACAAUGUAUAACAUUCUCAUUUUUAACUGUAAUGUAAAUGCACCAAUACUUUAAGUACAUGAAAAACAAAUUGAAAGUUAAGUGAGAACGUUCUAGGUUGUUACGAUACAUUAAACUUCCUGUGUAUAUAUUUUUAAUUGCAGUGUGUUUAGGGUAGGUGUUUUAGUUAUUGUAACUUUUCAGAAUACAUGUAUAUACAAUAAACAACUUUAUCGUAGGCCUACCUGAAAUUUACAUGAACCGUCCAAUAAAAAAAAGUUGAUAUCCAAUAAAAAAAAAAGUUGAUGUUGACAUACUAACUUGGAAAUUCAACAUACUAACUUGAAAAUUCAACAUACUAGCUUGAAAAUUCAAGUUACUAACUUGAAAAUUCAAGUUACUAACUUGAAAAUUCGACAUAGUAACUUGAAAAUUCAACAUACUAACUUGAACAUACUAACUUGAAAUUCAACAUACAAGCUUGAAAAUUCAACAUAUUACUAACUUGAAAAUUUUCAAGUUAGUAUGUUGAAUUUUCAAGUUAGUAUGUUGAAUUUAGUAACUUGAAUUUUCAAGUUAGUAUGUUGAAUUUUCAUUUUAGUAUGAUGAAUUCUAAUUUUAGUAUGUUGAAUUUUCAAGAUACUAACUUGAAAAUUCAACAUACUAACUUGAAAAUUUAAGAUACUAACACAUACUAACUUGAAAAUUCAAGUUACUAACUUGAAAAUUCAAGUUACUAACUUGAAAAUUUAAGUUACUAACUUGAAAAUUCAAGUUACUAACUUAAAAAUUCAAGUUACUAACUUAAAAAUUCAAGUUACUAACUUAAAAAUUCAAGUUACCAACUUGAAAAUUCAACAUGCUAACUUGAAAAUUCAAAACAAAAAAAAAUGAAUGGCCCUAAUACGAAUUAACCCAAAGCUAAUAUAUUUGUUUUACGCUGUCUCUUGUGAAAUAAUUUUGUAUUAAAUGUUUUAUAUAGAAAUUUGCUCUGU
This is a messenger RNA of Lottia gigantea (owl limpet), 2113 nucleotides long. RefSeq lists its product as hypothetical. NCBI's taxonomy places the organism in Eukaryota, Metazoa, Mollusca, Gastropoda, Lottiidae. The coding region runs from base 1 to 531 and encodes 176 amino acids. The transcript is spliced from 6 exons. The record is from RefSeq and is a predicted model, not a curated record.